This is a messenger RNA of Carica papaya (papaya), 1462 nucleotides long. NCBI's taxonomy places the organism in Eukaryota, Viridiplantae, Streptophyta, Magnoliopsida, Brassicales, Caricaceae. The record is from RefSeq and is a predicted model, not a curated record.
UGAUCUAAUUACGGGAGUUAUGCGAUUAAAUAGAGAAAACAAGAGAACAUAUAUUCGGAGAUUACAACUACAAAUCAGAGCCGCAAUUACGUGGAUUCUGGUUCAGAUGUUUAAACGUAGAGGAGAAGGUAGUAAUAAUGGCGAUGAAGAGAAUAUUGAAGAUCCGUUAUUGGUUGAAGCAGAAGCAGAAGAAGAGGAGGAUUUUGAUGAUGAUGAUGAAGGUUUUAGCAGAGCUGGAAACUGGAGUCGCAUUACGUUUCGAUGGCUAAAUCCAAUUUUCAAAAAGAGCCAGUUUCAAAAAAUCACCCUCUCAGAUAUUCCUUCACUUUCCAUCCCAGAAACAGCAGAAUCCUCUUCCUCAUUGCUCCAGAAAUCUCUCAACCAUUCGUCUCUGCAAAAAUCCUUAAUCUAUUCCGCCUGGAAACCUCUCGCCAUUAAUGGAGUUUUCGCUGGGGUAAAUACAAUUGCUUCUUACAUGGGCCCUUUUCUAAUCUCCUACUUCGUUAGUUUCUUAACCCAAAAGCGUAAUCAAGAAAGUUAUCGUAAUGGAUUGAUUCUUGCUUUCAUCUUCUUCCUCUCCAAGACAAUCGAGUCCUUGACUCAACGACAAUGGUACUUUGGUGCUCAAAGGAUCGGUAUCCAGGUCAAGGCUGCUCUAACCGUUUUUUUAUAUAAGAAAACUCUGUGCGGCGAAGGUAUUUCUGCUGAUAAUGGAAAAAUUACCAAUCUCAUAAACGUAGAUGUUGAUCGUGUAGGAGAUUUCUUCUAUAAUCUUCAUAAUAUCUGGUUGCUUCCUGUUCAAGUUAUGUUAGCUUUAUCAAUUCUCUGCUACAAUCUGGGUCCUGGUCCGUCUUUCGUUUCCCUCUUUGCCACAUUUUUUGUAAUGACUGCAAACAUCCCUUUGGCUAAACUGCAAUCUUGUCUUCAUUCAAAUAUUAUGGAUGCUAAGGAUUCUAGAAUCAAAGCCACUUCAGAGUGUUUGAAGAAUAUGAGAGUACUGAAGCUGCAUUCAUGGGAGCCAGCUUUCUUGGAGAAGCUUCUCCUUCUAAGAGGAAUUGAGAGAAGCUGGGUUAACAGAUAUCUUUUCACCUCUGCAGCAAUCCAGUUUUUGUUCUGGACUUCUCCCACUUUAGUAUCUGCAAUCACUUUUGGAACCUGUAUAUGGUUAAACACUCCAUUAACAUCUGGCAUGGUCCUCUCAGCUAUUGCAACUUUUGCUUCUCUAAGAGAGCCUAUCUAUAAUCUGCCAGAACUGGUUUCAACUAUUGCUCAAACUAGGGUCUCAAUCAAUCGCAUAGAAAAGUUUGUUGGGAAGGAAGAUAAGAGGGAGUACGAACCUUGUGUUCAUUCCUCAUCUGAAGCCAUUGCAGUGAAAAUUGAGCCAGGGGAACAUGCCUGGAGUAGCACAAAUGAUGAAGACGAAUUAGCGAGGCCUAAAUUGAAAAUCACUGGCAGAUUUUGA